Melanotaenia boesemani (Boeseman's rainbowfish) is the source of this 7311-nucleotide messenger RNA. It is a transcript of the gene mdc1, whose product is annotated as mediator of DNA damage checkpoint 1. Gene Ontology annotation, molecular function: protein binding. The record is from RefSeq and is a predicted model, not a curated record. Gene Ontology annotation, cellular component: nucleus. Gene Ontology annotation, biological process: positive regulation of transcription initiation by RNA polymerase II. Bases 327 to 6461 code for a protein of 2044 amino acids. The transcript is spliced from 11 exons. Lineage: Eukaryota; Metazoa; Chordata; Actinopteri; Atheriniformes; Melanotaeniidae.
AAGUGUUCAUACACGUUUAAUAAAAGUUGUAUCAGCAUUACUUUAACUUGUUUGAUCACUGAUUUCAACUCAGUGUAAACAAGAAUAUAACUGAAAACAUUCGACUUAAUCGAUGCUCACGAUAAACCAUGAGUUAACUGUAAGCUAAAGAUAAAUAAGUAGCCACGUAUGCUAACGUUAGCUGUUUGCAGUUGCCCAGUAUCAGGCAUGUCAGGCUAUGUUUAUGAAGCUAUCCCUGGUUGGAAUUAGAUGUUAAUAUUGCCGUCUAAGUAACUACUUAAUUGACUUUACGUUUAAUAGUCAUUCAGUCUUACUGCUUGGUAGGAAUGGAUGCUACACAGGUGAUCAGUGACUCCAUCUUAGAGUCAGAUGAGGAGGAAAAUGAAGAGGAUAAUCAAACUAAGAGAAGGCCACCACUGGCUAAGCUGUGUGUCCUAAAAAAUCCACACAUACCAGAGACAGAGUUGCCCCUCUUCUUGGGAGAUAAUGUCCUUGGUCGAGACCCGAGCACCUGCACCCUGCCCUUUCCUGCACCUUCAGUGUCCAAGCAGCAUGCAACUAUCUGCAUCUCUGUUUACAGUAGAAGAGGUUGCCACGGUGAUGUGGACAUGGAGGCUUUAGUUUGGGAUUUAGGGAGUAUGAAUGGGACCCGUAAGGGCCGCUUAAAGCUGACUCCUAAUGUACGUUAUGCCCUCAGUGAAGGUGACAGUUUGGUCGUGGCAGACAUCCCAUGCCAGUAUGUCAGCUGUUCUACAAACUCAGUGUCUUCUCAAGAUGGCACGAGGACUCCAGGGAGCAGAAAUUCAGGGGCAAAGGCCAGGUUGCCAGAUGCUUUGGGAGAAAAAUGGGGUGACAUGAGCACAGGCAGCAAGAAAUGUGUCAACAGCGUUUUGAAGACAGGGGUGUCUUUAAAGAAGUCUCCUGUCAGAGGAAGUUGUCUGGCCUUUGAACAAACUCCAACCCAGCCACAGGGGACCUUGGUGCCAGAAUCUGACUCUGAUUCAGACAGCGAAAGAUGUGGAGGAGGAGACAAAAAGCAGAAGACCCUUGUGUCUGAUUCUGACUCCCAUAAAUCCAGUCCCAAUUCUUCUGUCUUCUUUAGUCCUACAAAUAAAAUUGUCCCUGAAAGUGACAGUGAAAGUCCUAUCAUGCCACACUCUUCCAAUAGAAAUGGGUCACACAGGCACAUCAGUUUCAACACAGAGGAGCCAGAUGUAGAUGUGGGGGGACAGCAGCUGGAGAAAAAAAAGUCACCUGUAAUUGAGAGAAACGGUGAAGAGGAGGACAAAAGUGAGCAAAAUGUGAAACUUAAAAGCAGCAUCAGUCUCACACGAGAAGGUGAAUCACUUGUGUCUACACCAGAUGUGUCCAGAAAAGACAUCCCUGCAUUUAACAUGGACAGUGACACUGAUGUGGAGGGAGAGGAGGAAAAGGUGGCGUCUGCUGGGCCUCCAGACACAGUCCUGUUUCAGAUGGACAGUGAUACAGAUGUUGAUGAAGACAAAGACAUCUCAGAAGAAGUUCCCAAAAGUAUUUCUUCCUUUAAUGACACCAAGCCAUGUCACAUUGCUUCUGUUAUUCAGCCUGAAGACAUCACCAUGGACAAUGACACUGAUGCAGACAAGGAUAAUACUGCUUUGUCAGAUGCUGCCACCAAAGCCAAAGUCCCAUCAUUUCAUAGUGCACAUGCCGCUGAUUCUCCUUCAUCAGUCCUGCCAAAGGAUAUUCAUCUAGACAGUGAUACAGAUGUUGAUGAGGAAACAGAGGGGCAUUGUGGAGCAGUAAACAAAGACUCUAAACCAGAUGAAGCCCCCACCAAAUUUUCUAUAAAGCUUGUUGUGCCUGAACAUGCCUCCACUGCUCCUCACAGCCUGCAUCUAGACAGUGAUACAGAUGAUGAAGUUGUCCCUGUCCCUCCCAUCUGUGAGCCCUCAGCAGCCGCUGCUGUCACAAAAUCACGUGCCACUGCAAAUGCAAAUGCUGACUUGGAUAUUCUGUCGGACAGUGACACAGAUGUGGAUGAUUAUUCUCCUCUGGCUAUACCUGUUGCUGUCACAAACCUGCCAGUGCUUCCUGGUACGUCAAAAGCUCUUAAGUCAGAUUCUGAUGCUGAUACAGAUGUGGAUGAAUCCAGCGUGCCCUCUGCUGGAAAAAGGGCCAAUCCAGCCGACUUUAGAGUGGACAGUGACACUGAUGUUGAGGGUGAGGAUUCAGAUAUUGGAAAAGCAGCUGAAGACCAGAUGCCUGACUUGCAUAGAGAAAAUACUCCGGGGUUGCUGGUUCCCCUUCUGCAGAACUGUUCUACUCCUGUACAGGUGUCAGAAGGAGGAGUGGAAGAAAUGGAGACCCAGGCUUUCACAAGCCCCUCUUUAUGUGCAUUUAGAUGUACUGUAGCAUCUGCUGUUAGACCUGCAGUAUUGUCUUCCUGCUCAGACACUGAGGAGGAAGAAGACUUCAUUGUAGCUGAGACACAGUCUUUUGUUCUUCCGUCUCGACAUUGCCAGACGAGCGUGGACCCAACCAAAGUAGCUGCACUUGAGUCCUCUGGUGAUAGAUCAAAUGAGCAGUCCUGCCAAGAAGACUCUUUCCAGCUUGGAUUGUCUAACAGCAGCCACCUGCAGCACAACAGUGGAACUCUGGCCUUGGAGAGCACCCAGGCUUUUGUCUCUAUGGAAGGGGGAGUAAAUCUGGAAGACACCCAGGCGUAUGCAGCCAUCUCAAGUGCAAACAGAACACCUGCAGAGAAUGACUCAAACCUGGAGGCCACGCUGGCAUAUGGAGAGGAUGAGGAGCCUGCCGGAUAUUCAGAAAUGUCUAAAAAAGACAGUUGUGUAAAUUUGGCUUUGGAAGCAACACAAGCUUAUAUUUUAGAGACCUACAAUAAUUUAGAGGAUGAUUUAGACAAAAAUAAAAAACAAAAUGCAGCUAUGACUGAGACUCAGUCCUUAGAUCCUCUCACUUCAUCUACACUUGCUAUGGCCGAAACCCAACCAGCGCUUUCUUAUGUGGGACAGGAGAGUUUGGAAACAAACAGUCCUGUUUGUUCUGCACAGCAGGUUAAGCCAAGAACACAACAUGAAACAGAAAAGAAGGAUGAACAAGGGAAGGUAGCUCACCUUCAGGAGAGGCACCUCACUGAAACUCAGCCUAUGUGCAUAAGUAACACAGAGGAAAGUGAUGAUGAAGACUCGUUUCCCGGUCCACGAAAGAAAAGAACAGCAAAGCCGCUGCAGCUUGAUGAGGAACAGACACAGCCUCUAACUUGUUCCCAGGCUGAAACUGAGCCCCUCCACAUCACUGUUGAGCCAACUCAGCCCAUGGUCUUAGGUGGAGAUGGUGAAAGUGAUGAGGAGGAGUCGAUGCUGGUCCCAAGAAAAAGAAAAGCAAAACAGCAUCAUUUUGAAGAAGAGCAAACCCAACAGCUCAAAAACCCAGAAGUCUCUAGUGCUGAAACCCAACCAUUGGAUUCAUGUGCGGAUGAUGAUUCUGAGUUGAUGCCAGGCCCACGAAAACGAAAAGCAAAACCACUACAAUUUGAAGACGAGUCACAGUCACUCACUAAUUCAGUCUCUGCUGAUGAAGGUCAGCCCUUGGGUACAUGUGAAAGCGGGCAAAGCGAUGAAGAUGACUUGACUCCAUGUCUGAAAAAACGGAAAGCAAAGCCACUGCAAUUCGAAGAGGAGCAGACUCAGGCACUCGUUAGUUCUGAAGUCUCAGAAGUUCAAACUCAGCCAGCAGUGAUAGGUGAAGAUGAGGCAAGUGAUGACGACUCGGUUCCCGGUCCACGAAAAAGAAAAGCAAAGCAACUUCAUCUUGAAGAGGAGGAGAUGCAAUCAGACACGAAUUCAGAAGCCUGUUUUGAAUCUCCCUUGAAAAGAGAAACUGCUGGAACCAGUGAAACCAGUGUUACAAAUUUAAGCGAGAUGAGGGGACGAGUAAAAGAAGAGGAAGAGGCAUCAGAAUGUUCUGUAGCUUCAAAGAGACCGACAAGAAGGGAGGGUAAAAUGUUGUCAAGCACAAGAGGAAGGAGAGGAGAAGCCAAGUCUGAUGAUGCUAGCACUGAGGAAAAGAUACAGCAGACAAAAAGGAGAAGAAAUAUUAGGCAGCAGGAAAAUGAGGAUGAAAGGAAGAAACUGAAACGGGAGAAAAAUGUUGUAGAGCUCGGACAAGAGCAAGAAAAAACUGAGAAGGAAUGUAGAGAGACUGAAGACCGAGAAAGACUGCAGGCUGAAGAUGCGGAAAAAAAACAACUUGAGCUAAAGAGAAUAGAGAUGGAAAAACAGGAGAAGCAAGAAAUACUGAGAUUGAAGAAAGAAAAAGAAGAGAAAGAAAAGUUGGAAAGAGAGGAGAAAGAGAAAUUAGAAAGGGAAAGAAGGGAACAGAAGGAAAGAGAAAGCUUGGAAAGAGCAAAGAGAGAACAAGAAGAAAGACUUGAAAAGGAGGCGAAAGAACACCAAGAAAGACUGGAGAGAGAAGAAAGAGAGAAACUGGAGAAAAGAAAAGAAUCCAAAGGAGAAGAGAAGCCAACAAUUCCUGCAAGAGGCCGGAGAGCAGCUAGAAGAACCAUUGCUGCAGAGGGCAUAAAAGAGCUGGAGCAAGACUUGACCUCAACCAAUGACUUCCCAUCGAGGAGAACCAGAUCUCGCUCCAAUUCAUCCAACUCCGUCAGCUCAGAGAGGUCUGCUUUAGGUGUCAACACCCAGGAGAGUAAGGGAAAAGGCCUAGGGAGAGGAGCAAAGAGGAGCACUGAGACUCCCCAAAAAACUGUCGUCAGAAGCAGCCGUCGAAGGACGACAAUGGCUGCAGGGCAGACGGAGCGCAGCACUACUGAUAACUCAGCUCAGGAACUCCUCUUCAGUUCCAACUGCUCCAACUCGGUCAGCUCUGACAUGUCAAGCUGCAGUGCAAACACUCAAAACAGAGGAAGAGGAGGAAGGCAGCGAGGAAGAGGAAGGAAAACAGAACCAUAUCCAGAAACCAAUGCUCCUACUAUUAAUGACCAUGAUCAAACAUCUGCAAUGAGGGGCAGAAAUCGCAGGAAGGCAGAAGAGUCCUCCAGCGAGGCUCUCCAUGAGGAUGAUAAAGAAAAGGCACUCUCUCAGCAAGCUGGGACCAGUAGGGGGCAGCAGCAGGCCAAUACAGCAGAUUUAGAGUAUGAAGUUUCAAACGAUAAGGGCCAGUCAAAUCAAGGAGGAGGAGUAGCUAAUGAGAAAUCACCACUGCCCAAGAGGAAUGUCAGGGGUAGAGGUCAAAAAGCAGGAAAAACUGAAACUGCAGAGGAUCCAGUAGUUCCCAAAGUCAGUGAUGCUGAUGAAGCUAGAAACAAAAGAAAAGGACGGAAGAGUGAAUUGGAGGCAAAUAAAGAAACAAACAGCACAAAGGUUUCCAAAGGGAAAGAGAGAGCUAGAACAACAGAAGCAGCAGAGGAAGGAAGGAAAGAUGAAACAAAGGAAAAAACUCCAGAUGCUAUCCAAGUGAGGAAAACCAGUAGAGCAUCCAAUAUUCAAACAAAGAAAAAUGCAAAAGAAUCUCUUCCUGAGAAGUCGGUGAGAGAUGGUGAGAAAAUGGAGGUGGAGAUGUCUGAGAAAAGAGCCAGGGGUCGGACAUCAGUGGUCCAGAAAAAUAAGAAAGAAGCUGUGGAAGAAAGUGGAACAUCUACAACUUCUAUAAACCAGAAUUCAAAUGUGGAGGCAUCAGAGCCACAGACUCCGACCAGCAGUGUUUCCCGAAAGCGACAAGCACCUCCAGAUUCCUCUCCUGUGGCAAAGACUCCUCGCUCCUGCUCUGCUUCCCCCUCAGCAAAUGUCCGACUACGAGCUGGAAACCAGGCCUACAAGGUGCUGUUCACAGGGCUGGUGGAUGAGGCAGGGGAGCGAGUGUUGGCUCGUUUAGGAGGCAGCAUGGCCAAAGGUGUGUCAGACAUGAACUGUCUUGUAACCGAUAAAGUGCGAAGGACAGUCAAAUUCCUGUGUGCAGUGGCCAAAGGUAUCCCAGUUGUCACCACAGACUGGUUGGAAAAGAGUGGUAAAGCUGGGAGCUUUCUUUCUCCUUAUUCUUUCAUUGUGAAGGAUCCGGAGCAGGAGAAGAAGUUCAGUUUCUGCCUGCAGGAGUCUCUGAGGACUGCCAGCAGUCAGCCUCUCUUACAGGGAUAUGAGAUCCAUGUCACAAAGUCAGUAAAGCCGGAGCCAGUUCACAUGAAAGACAUCAUUUCCUCCAGUGGAGCAACUUUUCUGCCAAAGAUGCCCUCAUCUCAUAAGGCUCAGACGGUAGUGAUUUCCUGCGAAGAGGACUGGCGGCUGUGUGGCCCCGCUGUGUCUGCAUCUCUCCUCGUCGUCACUGCUGAGUUCAUCCUCACAGGAAUCCUGCAGCAGAAACUUGAUUUUAAGAGUCAUGCGCUCCCCCCUACUGCAGCUGACCCGCAGCCUGCAGGAGGCAGGGGAAAAGGCAGGAGGAAGAUUUAGUACUCCCAAAAACAUGUCACUGUGUGUGGAUGAAAUCUGCAACAAUGAGUUGUAGAUUAAACUUAUAGCCUGGUAGGAGCACUAGUGAGUCAGCUAUUUGUCUGAUUAUAUGACUUGAGAAUGUACCUAAAUGGAGCUUUGUGUGAUUUUUUUUUUUUUUACUUAAAUGCAAACACAAUUUCUAUGUAGACUGUUUAGCUGUGAAAUAUCUGAAAAUCCCUUUUUACGUGUAUGAUUUUACAAGAAACUGAUGGAGAGUUUACCAAACAGAAGAGUUUUGGACAUACAGUGCUGUUCUUGGGAGUUGGGAAAUUAACAAUGAAGCAGUUAGAGUUGUUCAGAUCAUGUUUGAGUAGUAGAAUAGUAGAGCUGAUGGAAUCCGUUUUAAAAUCAAUCUUCUAUAGAGGUCAGUGAAUGCAACAAGCUUGUUUCCUGUCCAGAUAGAAAGUGCAUAGUGCCUUUUAUACCUGAUGUGAUCAUGAAACCACUGGUGUGUCUUCCUCUCUCCAUUAAGCAGCACCACUCCAUUAAGACUUCAUUCAAUCAUAUCACCAUUGGGGGGGGCUGGACACAGCGUAAGCAUUCGACUACUGCUUCAACAUCGAGAUCUUAUCCUGUUUGUUUACUCCAUUUAUCUAUAUACUGUCUUUUCUUCUAUGCAAGUCCUAGAAAACCAGUAUUAAGUAGUUACAUGAGGUCUCUUUCCUGUUAAAUGUCUCUGUGUCAUGGUGUUUUAAUGAUGGAGUCAUUGUAUGAUUUUUUUGGUCAUAGUCAACUGUUCACUGGCAAAUGACUCAACACCAAGUUUGUAUCAAUUUAUGAAAACAUUAAAUAUCUUCUGUCAGCAUGA